AAGAAUAAGUUAUUAAAUUAUAUUUAUUAAUGGACCCACCUAUAGGGAAGGAUCUCACAAAUUCAGUUAUUGGAAAGGUUUAUAAGUUAACAAAGAGAAUAGGAAGUGGAGCUUUUGGAGAAAUUUAUCAAGUAACAAAAGGAAAAGAAGAAUAUGCAAUGAAAUUAGAAAAGAGCGAUACUAAAUUUCCUCAAUUGUUUUUUGAAGCCAAGCUUUAUACUUAUUUAUAAGGUUCUGAUAAUAAUGAUAAAGGUACUUUAAAAGUUAAUUAAAAGUUAGGAAUCCCUAGAAUAUAUGCUUAAGGAACAGACGGUGAUUAUAAUUACAUCGUCAUAGAUUUGUUAGGUCAAAGUCUCGAAGACCUUUUCAAUAAGCAUAAUAAAAAACUAUCUUUAAAAACUGUAAGUAGCUUUUAUUUAUUCUUAGGUAUUGAUGCUUGGUGAAUAAAUGAUUUAACGAAUUGAAUAUAUUCAUUUAAAUAAAUUCAUUCAUAGAGAUAUUAAGCCAGACAAUUUCCUUAUUGGAUAAGGAUAAAAGGCAGUCAGAAUAUAUCUAUUAGAUUUUGGAUUAGCUAAACGUUAUUAAACAAAAGAAGGUCACAUACCAUAUAAAGAAGGAAAAAGUCUUACUGGAACUGCCAGAUAUGCAUCUAUCAAUACUCAUUUAGGAAUCGAAUAAUCUAGAAGAGAUGAUCUUGAAUCUCUUGGCUAUGUCUUAAUGUAUUUAUUAAGAGGUUAGCUUCCUUGGCAAAAUAUGAAAGCUAAUAAUCAAAAAGAUAAAUAUCAAAGAAUUAUGGAAAAAAAAUUAGAAACUUCAUCUGAUGUCUUAUGUAAAGGCUUUCCUAUUGAAAUGAGUUAAUAUUUAAAUUACUGCAAAAAUUUAAAAUUUGAAGAAAAACCUGAUUAUCAAUACCUAAAAGGUUUAUUUAAAGUAUGUUUUAUUUCAAUAUAUUUUAGGAUGCUUUUUAAAGAAUUGGUUAUGAACUAGAUUAUAAGUAUGAUUGGAUUAAGGAUGAAAAUGUAAUAAGAACUUAAUAAGUUUUAAUGAGUGCUGAAAAACAAUAGUUACAUUAACAAUUAAUUAUGACAUAGCCAUUACAUUAAUAACCUCCAAUAUUACCAAAAGGAGCUUUGAACCCAAUCGAUUCAGAGAAAAAACUCUCAUUUGCAAACAACUAAUUAAAUACUUAACAAUUCAUGGUACAAAGAAAAACAUUAUAGCAAAAUUAAGUUAAUAAAAUUUCAUCAGUUGAAAAGAAAAGAACGAUUUCUUAAAUUAGAAAACAGAUUUCAUAAAAAGAUGUCUUAAAGCCAGUUACAUAAGUAUUAGCACCAAAGAUAGUCACUACUAAGGAACCUCACAGAAAAUAUUGA
Molecule: messenger RNA, 1373 nt
Organism: Paramecium sonneborni
Lineage: Eukaryota; Ciliophora; Oligohymenophorea; Peniculida; Parameciidae
Source: the annotation of a GenBank genome assembly